CAGCACACUCGGCUGCAGCAGAGGAGUCGGCUCCUGUGGAAACAUCUGGAGAGAAACAGCUGCUGUGAGAAGCUGCAGGAUGCACCUCCUCUCUCUCCUCUGGACACUCGGGCUCCUGCUGAAGGAGGCGCAGGCUUGGGGCUACGCUAAUGGAAUAUUUCAUAAUUCGAUAUGGCUCGAACAAGCAGCUGGAGUUUACCACCGGGAAUCCCGUAAAGGACGAUACCAGCUGACUUUGAAAGAGGCCAAGGCCGUGUGCAAGUACGAGGGGGGAACGCUGGCCACGUACGAACAACUGGAGGCCGCUCGCAAAAUAGGUUUCCACGUGUGUUCGGCCGGAUGGUUCGACAAAGGUCGCGUCGGUUACCCCAUCGUCAAGCCCGGAGCCAACUGUGGCUUCGGGAAGAUCGGCAUCGUGGACUACGGAUACAGACUGAACAAGAACGAGCGAUGGGACGUGUACUGCUACAAUCCACACACGAAGGAGUGUGGUGGAGUUCUGACGGAGCAGCAGAAGAUCAUCCAGACUCCCGGUUUCCCUGAAGAAUACCAGAACGAGCAGAUCUGUUACUGGCACAUCCGCGCCCGCCUCGGUCAGAGAGUCCACCUGCGCUUCCUGGAGUUUGACGUGGAGGACGACAUGUCGUGUCUUGCCGAUUACCUGGAGGUUUACGACAGCUACGACGACGUCUCGGGCUUCGUUGGCAGAUUCUGUGGGGAUUAUUUACCUGAAGACAUAAUCAGCACAGGAAACGUGAUGACGCUGAAGUUCCUCACCGAUGCUUCAGUCACGUCCGGAGGUUUUCAGCUACAAUACACGGCCUUUAAUGCAACGUUAUUGCAGCCACACAACCACACCCACCACUUUGAGCCGUGAUCACGUUACUGUAUUUAUAAUGUUUGUAAUCUGUAAUAAAUGAGUCGUUUGACAGUCGUCUUGUUAACAAAAUAACUUUGGAUUAUUUACAUUAAAUUUUCCCACGUCGAGUCAAUUUUCAA
Molecule: messenger RNA, 999 nt
Organism: Solea solea (common sole)
Lineage: Eukaryota; Metazoa; Chordata; Actinopteri; Pleuronectiformes; Soleidae
Gene: tnfaip6
Product: tumor necrosis factor, alpha-induced protein 6
Exons: 6
Coding region: 80-877 (265 amino acids)
Biological process (GO): cell adhesion; negative regulation of inflammatory response
Molecular function (GO): hyaluronic acid binding
Source: RefSeq, a predicted model, not a curated record